Aspergillus affinis is the source of this 3027-nucleotide messenger RNA. Its product is annotated as putative FAD dependent oxidoreductase. Gene Ontology annotation, cellular component: membrane. Gene Ontology annotation, biological process: transmembrane transport. Lineage: Eukaryota; Fungi; Ascomycota; Eurotiomycetes; Eurotiales; Aspergillaceae. Gene Ontology annotation, molecular function: NADP binding; transmembrane transporter activity; flavin adenine dinucleotide binding. The record is from RefSeq and is a predicted model, not a curated record. The coding region runs from base 1 to 3027 and encodes 1008 amino acids. The transcript has 17 exons.
AUGGCCGGAAGCAAUGAGAAGAUCCGACGAGUGGCCGUGAUCGGCGCCGGAAUUAGUGGCGUCGUCUCGGCAGGUCACCUUUUGGCUGCGGGCCUGGACGUCACAAUUUUUGAGAGGAAUAAGGCUCCUGGUGGUGUGUGGCUCUACGACGAACGGCGACCACUCGAACCCGAGUAUCCAUCUAUGAAGCCUUCGGAGGCUGAGAGAACGGGCAAACGGUCUAACGAUGAUGAAACCAAAAUAGUCUUGGAACAUGCUCCUCCGGGCCCGUGCUACGAAGGACUCAAGAAUAACGUCUCCACUCCGUUGAUGCGAGUCAAACUCAAUGCUUGGCCCGAGGGAACCCCAGAUUUCGUCAGCCAUACGGUAAUGCAAGCGUAUAUCCAAGAUACAGCCAGAAAGGCAGGUGUCCAUGAUGUGACGACCUACGGGGCGCGGGUGAAAAACAUCUCGAAGGAGGGAGAGACAUGGUCUGUGACGUGGUCGAGUCUGCGUGAAUAUGGCCAGCCUGGAAGGGUUGAGGAGGUGGAACAGAUCUCGACGUUUGACUCGGUGAUUGUCGCGUCGGGACAUUAUCAUGCUGCCCGGGUGCCCGAUAUAGCCGGUUUGUCGGAGGCCAAGUCGAAAUGGCCAUCGCGGAUCAUACAUUCCAAGGGAUAUAGGAAGCCGGAUGAGUUUAAGGAUAAGAAUAUUUUACUCAUUGGUGGAGGUGUAUCUUCGGUCGACAUAUCGCGAGAGAUUGGAAGCGUUUCCAAGAACGUCUAUCAGAGCACUCGAAAUGGCGAGUUCGAUCUCUCUCCGACCAUGCUUCCUGAAAACGGAGUCCGAAUCAGCGAGGUGUCACACUUUGAGAUACAGGAUGACGACCAGGAGAUAUCGGACAACGAUUCUAUGCCCAUCGUAGCACAUCUCAAGUCAGGACAGAGACUUUGCGGACUCGACGGCAUCAUCAUCGCAACCGGCUAUCACAUCACCCUCCCCUUCCUACCCGAAUAUCACAACGACGAAAUAUCCCCGGAGAAGGCCGACGACCGAAUUCUAGUCACAGACGGAACACAAGUACACAAUUUGCACAAAGACAUCUUUUACAUCCCCGACCCAACGCUGAUAUUCAUCGGAAUUCCAUAUUAUACCGCGACGUUCACAUUGUUUGAAUUCCAAGCGAUCGUCGUGACGGCAGUUCUAUCCGGCAUCGCGCAACUACCAACAGAGGCAGACAUGAGAACCGAAUACACCGAGCGCGUGCAGCGCAUCGGAGCCGGCAGAAAAUUCCACUCGUUAAAGGACAUCGAGGAGUUUUACGUCGAGGACAUCCUAGGCUGGGUCAACCGUAAUCGGGAAAGUCAGGGACUUCCGAUAAUUGAAGGACACACGCCGAUCUGGCAUGAGGCCAAAGCCGCGCAGCGAGAACGGAUCAAAAACCUUUUCCAAGGGACCGCGGAAAGACGAGAUAGCGGGAUCGGAGAGCUUCCGGUGCUAGAGGAGAAAGGAUUUGCAAACGCAAGGGAAAUGGCACCAUCAGCAGCCGCGACGGAGGAACGCGCCGUUGAUGCGUCCAUCGACGUUGUUCAGAAAUCCCCAAAGAGGAAAUGGGUCAGUUACAUUUGGGACACGUUUGAUAAAUCGCCCGAGGAGAGAAGGUUGUUGUUCAAGUUGGACACGGCUAUUUUGACGUUUGCUUCGUUAGGGUAUUUCAUCAAAUAUCUGGACCAAAUAAACAUCAACAAUGCUUUCGUAUCGGGAAUGAAAGAGGACCUGAGCCUCUACGGCAACGAGCUCAAUUACAUGCAGACCUGCUGGACAGUUGGCUAUGUUCUUGGGGAAAUACCCAGCAACAUCAUCCUCACUCGAAUCAGACCUCGGUAUUGGAUUCCGGCUAUGGAACUUCUAUGGACAGUCCUCACAUUUUCCAUGUCAAGAUGUAACACUGCGACGCAAUUCUACGUUCUUCGGUUCUUCGUUGGACUGGCGGAAAGUACCUUCUACCCGGGCAUGCAAUACAUAAUCGGAUGCUGGUACCGCAAAGACGAGCUCGCGAAGCGAUCGUGUAUCUUCCACACCAGCAGUGGGAUGGCAAGUAUGUUCUCGGGGUAUCUCAUGGCAGCAGUGUAUAACCUGGAAGGAAAAGGAGGGUUCCGUGGAUGGCAAUGGUUAUUCAUAGUCGACGGAAUCAUCUCCAUCCCUGUCGCUUUGAGCGGAUUCUUCGUACUCCCGGAUGUCCCUGAGAUCAGUAACCCGUGGUAUCUGAGCAAGGAUGAGAUUGCACUCUCGCAGAAACGAAUGCAAUUGGAAGGGCGGAAAUCUCGAGAGCCUUAUACCAAGGCAAAAGUGAAGAAGAUCUUUACAUCGUGGCAUAUUUAUGUGCUGACCCUGUUGUAUAUGGCCUUCAAUAAUGGUGGCGCAGGUGGACAGCCGAUUUUUCAACAGUAUCUCAAAGCCUCCAAAGACCCCAAGUACUCGGUUGGGCAGAUCAACGCCUAUCCAACCACAACGAGUGCCGUGCAGGUUGUCACUACACUGAUAUAUGCCUGGACAUCCGACUCCGUUCUAGGUGGCAGACGCUGGCCCCCUAUUCUAUUCGGCGGUGCCGUGAACCUAAUAUGUUACAUCUCUCUUGCAAUCUGGGACAUCCCUGAAGGCUGGAGAUGGGCGUGCUUUAUAAUGUGCGGUGCAGGAUUCGGCCUAAGUGGGCUCUGCAUGGCAUGGGCGCACGAGAUCUGCUCCGACGACAACGAAGAACGAGCGCUCGUAGUCGGAAGCAUGAACGAAAUGGCCUACGUGUUCCAGGCUUGGUUACCGCAGGUCGUGUGGCAGCAGGUCGAUGCACCGCAGUACCGCAAGGGUUAUAUCGCUGUCACAAUUAUAUCAACGAUCAUGAUUGCGACAGCGUUGGCCACAAGGACUUUGCAUCAUAGGGAGAAUGCACAGAAGGCGUUAAGGAAACAAAAAGAACCGCAGGAAGAAGGGAGUAGUUUGGCGAGCUCGCCGAAGGUUACGACCGCUGAGCAAGAGACGCCAAAGCUCUAG